UCUCCCGUGCUGUGCUGCUCUCUGUCACUCUGCUCAGUUUACAGGCUCUGCUUUGCUCUCCGGUGCUGUGCUGCUCUCCUCUCCUCUCCUUUCCUCCUCUCCUUUCCUCCUCUCCUUUCUUGCUGCUCUUUUCUCUCCUCUUUCUCCAUAUCCUUUUCUUUGUUCUUUACUCUGUUCUGCUCCACUGGUUUGGAACGUAUGCACUGGGUGGACUGGCAGACUGGGAUACUGGGAUACCGCAGGUGGAGAGAGGGCUGGAUGCUCCAGGCGCUUGGAACUCAGCCAUCGGACCCUGUGGAUCUGUGGGGAGGGGAGGGGAGGGAGGGAUGAGGAAGAGUGGAAGGAGGGCACCCAGGUGAAGGAAGGGCUGAGCUGCCGGGGGACCAAGACGAAGGUGGUGGUCUGGUGUUAGGGGUCAUGCUCUGCCGGGAUUUGAGUUGUUCUAUUUGGCCGGAGACUCUGCUGCUUUGCCCCCUCCAAGGGGCUCUUUUCCUGGAAAAGCCGGCCGGGUGGAGCGGGAACCAUGAACCAGCAGCUGGAUGCUUCGCGGCCAAUGAACUGGACCAUUAGGAAACUGUGCGCUGCAGCCUUCCUACCAUCUGUACGCCUGCUCAAGGCACAGAAAUCGUGGAUCGAGAGAGCCUUCAACAAGAGAGAAUGUGUUCAUAUCAUAGUGAGCACCAAAGACCCCCAUAGGUGCUGUUGCGGCCGUCUGAUUGGUCAGCACGUUGGCCUGCCCCCCGGCAUCUCCUCCAGUCAGAAUGACAAGGCGGAGCGUCUGGCUAAGAAUGACAGCCUAUCAGAGAAAUGGUCAAUCAGCAAACACACCCAGCUCAGCCCCACCGACGCCUUCGGAACCAUUGAGUUCCAGGGAGGCGGCCACUCCAACAAAGCCAUGUACGUGCGUGUGUCCUACGACACCAAGCCAGACCUCUUGCUGCACCUGAUGACCAAGGAGUGGCAGCUGGACCUUCCCAAGCUGCUCAUCUCGGUGCAUGGGGGCCUGCAGAACUUUGAGCUGCAGCCCAAACUCAAACAGGUCUUUGGCAAGGGCCUCAUCAAGGCUGCAAUGACAACCGGAGCCUGGAUCUUCACCGGCGGGGUCAACACAGGGGUGAUCCGGCAUGUGGGUGAUGCGCUAAAGGACCAUGCCUCUAAAUCUCGGGGGAAGAUCUGUACUAUUGGCAUCGCCCCCUGGGGCAUCGUGGAGAACCAGGAGGACCUGGUGGGAAAAGACGUUGUCCGACCAUACCAGACCAUGUCCAACCCGCUGAGCAAGCUGACCGUGCUCAACAGCCUGCACUCCCACUUCAUCCUGGCCGAUAAUGGGACCACAGGGAAGUACGGUGCUGAGGUCAAACUCCGCAGACAGCUGGAGAAACACAUCUCACUGCAGAAGAUCAACACACGUAUUGGUCAGGGAGUGCCGGUGGUGGCUCUGAUAGUGGAGGGGGGUCCUAAUGUGAUCUCCAUCGUGUUGGAGUACCUGAGGGACACUCCGCCUGUCCCCGUGGUGGUGUGUGACGGGAGCGGGCGCGCCUCAGACAUCCUGGCAUUUGGACACAAGUAUUCAGAGGAGGGAGGGAUCAUAAAUGAGACUCUGAGGGACCAGUUGCUGGUGACCAUCCAGAAGACCUUCACGUACAGCCGGACCCAGGCCCAACACCUCUUCAUCAUCCUCAUGGAAUGCAUGAAGAAGAAGGAGCUGAUAACAGUUUUUCGGAUGGGGUCUGAGGGACACCAGGACAUUGACCUGGCCAUUCUCACUGCUCUGCUUAAAGGAGCCAACGCAUCGGCUCCUGACCAACUCAGCCUGGCCCUGGCCUGGAACCGAGUGGACAUCGCCCGCAGUCAGAUCUUCAUCUACGGACAGCAGUGGCCUGUGGGUUCUCUGGAGCAGUCUAUGCUGGAUGCCCUGGUGCUGGACAGAGUGGACUUCGUCAAGCUGCUGAUCGAGAACGGAGUGAGCAUGCAUCGCUUCCUCACACUCUCCAGACUGGAGGAGCUCUACAACACGAGGCAUGGACCAUCCAACACUCUAUACCACCUGGUCAGAGAUGUCAAAAAGGGUAACCUCCCACCAGAUUACCGCAUUAGUCUCAUUGACAUCGGAUUGGUCAUCGAGUACUUGAUGGGCGGCGCUUACCGAUGCAACUACACCAGGAAGAGGUUUAGAACGCUGUAUCAUAACCUCUUUGGACCCAAACGACCCAAAGCCCUGAAACUGCUGGGGAUGGAGGAUGACAUGCCGAUCCGGAGGGGUCGUCAGAAGACUACACGCAAGCGGGAGGAGGAGGUGGACAUUGACCUGGAUGACCCUGAGAUCAACCACUUCCACUUCCCCUUCCAUGAGUUGAUGGUGUGGGCUGUGCUGAUGAAGAGACAGAAGAUGGCGCUGUUCUUCUGGCAGCAUGGGGAGGAGGCCAUGGCUAAAGCCCUGGUGGCCUGUAAGCUGUGUAAGGCCAUGGCCCACGAGGCCUCCGAGAACGACAUGGUAGACGACAUCUCACAGGAGCUCAACCAUAACUCCAGUGAGUUUGGCCAGCUAGCUGUGGAGCUGCUGGACCAGUCUUACAAGCAGGACGAGCAGAUGGCCAUGAAGCUGCUAACCUAUGAGCUGAAGAACUGGAGUAACGCCACCUGCCUGCAGCUGGCUGUGGCCGCCAAGCACCGCGACUUCAUCGCCCACACCUGCAGCCAGAUGCUGCUCACCGACAUGUGGAUGGGACGCCUGCGCAUGCGCAAGAACUCUGGGCUAAAGGUGAUAUUGGGCCUGCUGCUGCCUCCGUCCAUCCUGAGUCUGGAGUUCAAGAACAAGGAUGAGAUGUCGUACAUGCCCCAGGACCAGGACACCUACCUGCAGGAGAAGGAGGAGGAGGAGCCUGAGAAGCCCGCCAAUGAGAAGGAGGAAGAGGACAUGGAGUUCACAGUAAGAUCCUACUGUGAGACGCAGUACAACUCCGUGGCCAUGCUGGGUAAGGUAAGGACGGAUGCGGCUCGUAAGAAGGGCGUGGGGGAGGUACAGAAUAGACACCGGCUCAUCCCCAUGGGCCGGAAGAUCUACGAGUUCUACAAUGCCCCCAUCGUCAAGUUCUGGUUUCACACAAUGGCCUAUGUGGCGUACCUGAUGCUGUUUAACUAUAUUGUUCUGGUGAAGAUGGACUUGUGGCCCUCACCGCAAGAGUGGAUCGUCAUCGCUUACAUCUUCACCAAUGGCAUCGAGAAGAUGAGAGAGAUUCUGAUGUCGGAGCCGGGGAAGCUGUUGCAGAAGGUGAAGGUGUGGCUCCAGGAGUACUGGAACAUCACGGACCUCAUGGCCAUCCUCAUCUUCUCCGUGGGCAUGGUGCUCCGCCUCCAGGAGCCGCCCCUCAUGAGUUACGGCCGGGUCAUCUACUGCGUCAACAUCAUCUAUUGGUACAUCCGGCUGCUCGACAUCUUUGGCGUCAACAAGUACCUGGGCCCCUAUGUCAUGAUGAUCGGCAAGAUGAUGAUUGACAUGAUGUACUUUGUGAUCAUCAUGCUGGUAGUGUUGAUGAGUUUCGGAGUGGCCAGGCAGGCCAUCCUGAAUCCCAAUGAGGACCCGUCCUGGAUGCUGGCUCGGAACAUCUUCUUCAUGCCUUACUGGAUGAUCUAUGGAGAAGUGUUCGCUGAUCAGAUCGACCCUCCGUGUGGUCAGAAUAUCACCACAGAGGACGGGCAUGUUGUGGCUCUGCCGCCCUGUAAGACGGGAGCCUGGAUCGUUCCUGCCAUCAUGGCCUGCUACCUUCUGGUGGCCAACAUCCUGCUGGUCAACCUGCUCAUCGCUGUUUUCAAUAACACCUUCUUUGAGGUGAAGUCCAUCUCCAACCAGGUGUGGAAGUUCCAGAGGUACCAGCUCAUCAUGACCUUCUACGAGCGGCCCAUCCUCCCCCCCCCCCUCAUCAUCUUCAGUCACAUGACCAUGGUCCUCAAGCACCUGUGCUGUCGCUGGCGGAAGCACGACGAUGAGGAGAGAGAUUAUGGCCUGAAGCUCUUCAUCACUGAAGAUGAGCUGAAGAAAGUGCAUGACUUUGAGGAGCAGUGCAUCGAGGAGUACUUCCGCGAGAAGGAUGACCGUUUCAACUCCUCAAAUGACGAGAGGAUCCGAGUGACGUCAGAGAGAGUGGAGAACAUGGCCAUGCGUCUGGAGGAGGUGAAUGAGAGAGAACACUUCAUGAAGUCAUCUCUGCAGACUGUGGACAUACGGCUGGCCCAGAUGGAGGAACUGAUUGGUCGGAUCGCUGUGGCUCUUGAGCGAGUCACGGGGGUGGAGCGGGGCGAGGUCAACAAGGCCCGCUCACGCACCUCAUCCGACUGCACAGACUCGGCCUACAUGCUGCGUCAGGGUGAGUGCCCAGAUGCGGCUUACAUCCUGCGCCAGAGCAGCUUCAACAGCCAAGAGGGGAACUCCUACCGGGUCAAUGAGGGUGCAGAGGGCUCCAUGUCACCACCCUCCCCCACCAGCCUGGCCACGCGCACACGCAGUCACUCCUUCUACGCGGGCGGAGGUCGUGAGCGAGCUGGGGCCGACAGGGCUGAAAGGGCAGACCGUUUCCUCAAGGAGCGCUCCUUCAGCCUGCACCGGGCCAAUAGCUCACAGUCGGUGGCCUCGGGUACCGCCCCCAAGGAGUCUAAGCCCCUCCCACUGGCCACGCUGUCCAUCUCCCAGCAGCACCGCCCCUCUUCCUGCAUCGACAUCUAUGUGUCGGCGUCCGAGGAGGCGGGGCCAGCCGAGGUCUUCUCGGACCCGCUGAGGAUGGCCCCUCCCCUCUGGCAUGACUCCUCGCUCCACUCUGAGAUUAUGGAGGCGGUGCUGUCGAGCGGGAGGGACUACGGUGGAGGCAGCGGUUUGGGCGACAGACACUCGGAGGGUGGGGCCGUGUUCGAGGACAGUGCGGCUGCAGACCUUUCGCUAUGCUCCGCCCAACUUCUCCCAGAAAACACCAUGCCACCCUGGGACCUGGACCCCUCUCCGCCCCCGUCAGCGGGACCGCUGGAGCGCUCCAAGAGCAGCCGCUACCUGUCCACUGGCGGCAGGGGCUACCUAGAAGAGACUCAGCUGGUCAAGUCUCACAGCCUCAUGUUUACCCCACGAGGCUGCUACGGAGGCCUAGGGGCAGGGGUUCAGGUCAAAGCGGCUGAGUACACCAGCAUCACUGACUGCAUAGACACCAGGUGUGUCUCCGCCCCUUACACCACCGCAGAGCGCUCCCACUCCCCCGGAGGCUCCACCUCAUUCCCCUUCAAUAAGCCCCCGGACAUGGGCUCCUCCUACCCAGAGCGCGAGGCCGAGCUCAGCCAUACAGAGUCAGACCCUGAAGACCCAGAGGACCUGGCCCCGGCCCCCGAACCCCAUCGCAUGGGGAGAGGCUUAAGAGGGGCGAGUGGGACCCCCUUCUGCUCGCCCUUUUUCAGGCUGGAACGAGCCAACAGCUGUUCCUCAGAUGACUCCUCCCACCCAUCAUUGGCCCCUCCUUCACACAGAAAAAGCCUGUCGGUCAGUGAGAGGAUGGAGAGGGGUGCAGACCGUGGGGGGCUGGGGGGACCCAGGAACCCCUUCCUGAGGAGCAAGUCUGGGGCGCGGCCCGACGCCAAGACAGACAGCCUCUCCAUGAGAAAGCUGACCACACACUCUGCGUACAGCAGCUUCGACAGCAGACACAACUACACGUGACAAUGAUGAAGGAAACAGGACAGGGACAGGGCACACUCUGUUAUACAGGACCAUAGGGCCGGCCAGGGGGAAAGGCAAGGGUCAUGGGGAGGGCUCCUACCAGUGUAAAACAAAGUGCUAUGAAGCUAGGGUAGUUCUUACCUCCUCCUGAAGCUGACUCUCGUUGUGUGUUUGGUGAUGGAGGUUAUGUGCCGUGUCUGUCUACCAUCUUUUUAGUAAAGUCAACACACUGUUACUGCAAUGCAACACGUCACAGAACACUAGUGUAGCCAAAAUAGAAAGUAUAAAAAUGAAAUCUCUGAUAGGACAGUUUAGUCAGAGUCUUUAGAAAAUAAUAAACUUGGCUACCUGACAAUAUAAGACUGGAGGUCAGUAUUGUCACCUCAACCCCAAAUUUCCUCAGGUUCUCCUCAAUUCCUCUUUGCCCUUAAACUGCCCAUACUCAUGGAUAUGACUCUAUGCUUCUGUGCUUCCACCACUGAAAUAGCACUCUUUCUUUCCAUCACUGAAAUAGCGGUCUUUCCACCACUGAAAUUGCACUCUGUCUUUCCACCACUGACAUAGCACUGCAUGCUAAAUCAGUAGCAGCAGUAGUAACCUUGUCCCCAGGGUAAUUGUCCAUAUCGCAUAUAAGCCUGAAACUCCAAUGACUCAAAUCUGGCCUAUGUGGUAGUAAAAAUAAAAAUAAAUGACAAACAUUUUUGAUCUUAGCAAAUUACAUGACUGGGAGUUGUGGCUCCGAAUCAGAAAACUUGUGGUGUGCUAGCAAGACGGAGGUGGGAAGUGUUCGGAGGGAGGUGAUUGAUUAGAAAUAAAGCCAAUGGCUAUGGAUUAGGACUUUUUCCUGAUCUUUCUAUUGGGUUAAUGAAGGCCACGUUUGAAGCUUUGGUCCACCAAACUACCCAAGCAGGCAUAAGCGACAUAAGCGGGCGCUUAGGGCCCCUGGCCGCUCGGGGGCCCCGACCCCCCAACAAAACUCAGUCUGGGAACUCAGGCGGCGUCUCAACCUACUGUUGAGAGUUAGAAUAGUAGAAUACACAAGGUGCAAGUUUGAAAUUUGGUUGUGCAUCAGCAGU
Molecule: messenger RNA, 6768 nt
Organism: Coregonus clupeaformis (lake whitefish)
Lineage: Eukaryota; Metazoa; Chordata; Actinopteri; Salmoniformes; Salmonidae
Product: transient receptor potential cation channel subfamily M member 3
Exons: 25
Coding region: 524-5692 (1722 amino acids)
Biological process (GO): protein tetramerization; monoatomic cation transmembrane transport
Cellular component (GO): membrane
Molecular function (GO): monoatomic cation channel activity
Source: RefSeq, a predicted model, not a curated record